AUGUCGGCGGCGUGGUCUUCGCUGGGCAGCCCCCUCCAGCCCUCGCCCGACCACGACGCCAUCCUGGAGGGCUCGCUGCCGCUCUCGCCGCGGGCUGCGGCCGCGCGCCAGGGCGUCCUGGCCGAUCCCAUUUUCCCAGCCCUCAAGAACGAUGCUUACAGCGCGCAUAUGGAGUCGCCUGAGGAGAUGCAGCGCAACGACCCGCUGGGCACCCAGAUCUGGAAGCUGUACAGCAAGACCAGGACGCAGCUCCCCAAUGCGGAGCGCAUGGAGAACUUGACAUGGCGGAUGAUGGCCAUGAGCAUGCGGCGUGCCGAGCACGAGCGCAAUCGAGGGUACGAAUGCCGCCAUCGCGAACAGAUGAGACCCGCGCCAAUGGCAGCACCUCCCCGCCCGAUGCUGAAUACAGCCCCGAGCGGCAUUGCGCAACAGCUGCGGCGCUCGGUCGACCAGCAGGCGCACGCCCCGCCGCCCCCCGACCCAAAUGCCAUGAACCUCGACGACUUCAUCCAGCCGUCGUCGGUGGGAUCCCCUGCGGGCCUGCCGCCGUCGCCGUCGCCCUCGCAGGACAUGCGCGCCUCCGCCGCUACCCCCCAAACAGCCAUUCCAAUCCGGAAAGCCCACCAGCACCACGAGCAGGACCUCUCGCUCGCCCAUGCGUCCGCGCCGUCGGUGCCGCCUGCCCUCCACCGUGACCGCGACACAGAAUUUGGCUAUGUGCAGCGCCGAGUGCGCAAGACGUCGAUUGACGAGCGACGACCGCCCAAGCGACGAGCAGAAGCUUCUCCCCAGGUGCCUCCCGUCAACAGUACCAUGAUUCCGAGCAAUCCGGACGAAGAAGCUGCCCUCCACCACUACUCGCUCGACCAGUCGUCGCUGCAGCCGCCCUCAUUCAGUACCCCGCAGCCCCAUGUGCCCUUCAACAUCGACACCUCCAACUUCCACAUGUCCGAGGACCCCAUCAUAAGCUCCGCAGGCCCCUUUCAGCAGCAGUUCGGCUUCUCGCCCGUGGGGUCGCCGCUCAUGUCUCAGAAUGCCUCGUACUCCAACCUCUUCAACGGCACCUCCAUGGCGUCCUCGCUCAACUCCACCGACUACUAUUCUCCACCCAGCUCCGCCUUCCACUCCACGGUAUCGACGCCGCAGCCCCUCCAAGACGAGGGCCAGAUGUACUUCGACCGUAACGGCAUGGACAUCCGCGGCAACAAUGCUGGCCACAGCUUUGGACCCCACCGGCCGUCCCAGCUCUCCAACUCGAUGCAGCCUCAGUACAUUUUCAACCCAAGUAGCAUGGGCGACUCCAUGUUCAGUGCCAUUACAAGCGCCCCCUCCUCUGCGCCAUACUCGGCAUCUUCGUUUGACCAAUCCAGCCACGUCGAUCCCACCCAAGUCCUACACAACACCCUCCCCUAUCGACAAGAGCACAUGCCGUAUUCGCGGAACGAGAACAUGUUCACUUUUGGCGCAGAUUCAGACAACGAGGACGACGAGGGUGCCUUCGCAGACCGAACGAUACCAAACCAAGCAGACUAUUCAUCACCCAUGGAAGAGGGCUCAGUCGACUUCAAUGCUGGCUUUCAAUGGGAGACUGAUCUGUCCAACCAGUUUAACCCUAUACCCGCUCGCUUCCCUGCAGGUCCGCCACGGAAGACCGUGACUAUCGGUCCAACGGAGAUGAUGCCGUCGCCACAGGAUCACUGGGGUGCCAGCAGCAGCUUGGGUCGCACCCAUGGCUCAGCAGCGUCCGUCAGCGAGAUUCGAAACCGCGGAAACGAUCCUCGGCGUCAGAAGAUACCCCGCACAAGCUCGACACCUAAUGCCGCCGCUUUGGCUCUUCAGGGAAUGCAUGGCCAUUCACAGUCAUCGCCCCACACUCCGCCAGAGUCUGGCCUGAGCUCUGCAGCACCCUCGCGGCCAGCCAGUCCCGGGGGCACCAAGCAGGGUGAACAAGGCAGCGCCCCGACAACGUGCACCAACUGCUUCACCCAAACAACGCCGCUCUGGCGGCGUAAUCCUGAAGGCCAUCCUCUUUGUAAUGCAUGUGGAUUGUUUCUCAAGUUACAUGGGGUUGUGCGACCUCUAUCACUCAAGACGGAUGUGAUCAAGAAGCGCAACCGUGGCAGCGGGACGGCCCCUGUGGCAGGGUCUUCGUCGCGAGCGUCUAAAAAAUCAUCGCGGAAAAAUUCCCUUGCGCAGACUCCUGUGUCAACGCCAACGUCCGUCAAAGGCACAGAUUCAGAAUCACCAAAAUCGACUGGCUCAGCUGGGCACGGAGGUUUAGGAAACAGUGUAAACAUGGCCGUCUCGCCCGCGAAGCCUGGCGGUGUGGUUCCCAUUGCUCCCGGCCCUCCCAAAUUACCUCCGAACAGCUUAUCCAGCGCAACGCAGGGGCGUGGCGCUAACGUGGCUCCGAAGCGAGCUCGAGGUCAGAGCAAGAGUGGCUCGCAGGAGUUUGAAAUGGCAGAUGCAGACGACACAAGUGGAAAGGCACCCUCCGGUGUUCGGAAAAAGGAGUCUGUGGUUACUCCGCACAUGAUACCAAACCAGAAUCUCGGCAGUCUCCCCAUGGGCGCCAUGGGACAAGGCCUUUCGUCGGCUUCCGGGCCCCAGGAAUGGGAGUGGCUCACUAUGUCUCUCUGA
This is a messenger RNA of Paraphaeosphaeria sporulosa, 2640 nucleotides long. Its product is annotated as area protein. The transcript is spliced from 3 exons. Gene Ontology annotation, biological process: negative regulation of transcription by RNA polymerase II; positive regulation of transcription by RNA polymerase II. The coding region runs from base 1 to 2640 and encodes 879 amino acids. NCBI's taxonomy places the organism in Eukaryota, Fungi, Ascomycota, Dothideomycetes, Pleosporales, Didymosphaeriaceae. The record is from RefSeq and is a predicted model, not a curated record. Gene Ontology annotation, molecular function: DNA-binding transcription factor activity, RNA polymerase II-specific; zinc ion binding; RNA polymerase II cis-regulatory region sequence-specific DNA binding.